AUGUUAUUACAUGAUUCAUAUUUUCAUUCAUCUAAUAAAUCAAUAAAUACAACACAUUAUGGUACAGUAAUUGUCGCAUAUUCACCUUUAUUUCAUUCAACAUUUACAUUAAUUAUUAGUAUAUUUGGUGUUAUAUUUAAUUUCAUAUGUUGUAUUAAACUUUGGUUUAUUCUUUAUCAAUAUAAACAAAGAAAAUUAAAUAAUACACACGAACAAGAAUUUAUACAUGUAUUAGCACAUAAUAAAUAUCGUUUUCUUAUUGCAUUAACAAGUAAUGAUUGUCUUUUAUGUUUAUCAUCAAUAAUAAGUUGUUUGGAUGAAAAAUAUUUUUUUCAAGCGCUUCUAGCUCGUCAUCAUCUAUGUGCUGCUCAUAUUUUACUAUGGAAAUUUACACUUCAUUUUAUACCAUUAUUAACUAUUGGUGUAUUAUGUCGUUAUCAUUAUAUAUUAAAUAAAGCAUUUCAAGUUAGAUUAUCAAAUUUAUCAACAUUAAAUCAAUUAUUAUGUACCGAUUUAAAUAUUUUAAUAGCAUUUGUACUUGCAUUAGCAUGGUCUGUUGAUGGUUUAUGGUUAUGGGGUGUCGCAAAUAUAAAAGAUUUCAUUAAACCACCACUUCAAUCAAGUGUUGAGCAUACUUAUUCAAAUGGAACGAUGGAAAAUUUAGGAACUUCUUCUAUUAAUAACAGUGUUAUAAACACAACUAUAUUACAUCUAAAUCUUACACGAAUAGAAAAUAAUGAUGGUCUAUUUUUAUCCGAACAAACAAGAAUAUGUUAUUUACAAACUAAUCAUAAUUUCGAAUUCUCUCUUCGACUUAUACAUUUAAUAGAAGCAGAUUUUCUUCUUCUUUUUGCAUUUCAUUUACUAGGUUUUGUUCUUGAGAUAUGUCUACAGAUUCGUUUAUGUUGUUGUAUAAUUAUUAAAAAGGUUACAUUAGCAUUUAAUCAUGAACGUCAAUUAUGUAUUUAUAUACUUUAUAUAUUUAUUAUAAUAACAUUAACAUCUUUACCAUUCUAUUUAUAUCGUACACUUGAAAUUAUCUUUGAUGCACAAUUAGCAUCAGUAAAUAAUGAUCUAGUCAAUAGUCGUACAUUUGCUCAAAUACUUUUAAUUGGUACAUGUUUUAAACCCGUCUUACUUUUUAUAUUAUUUUUUCCAUCAUCAAUCUUAUUUUAUUUAAAAUGUUAUUUGAAAUGUUAUUCACCAGCAAAUAUUGGACUUAGUGAACAAGACGAAGAUCUUUUACCUUCAUCUACUGAUCCAAAUCAAGAACAACAACGACUACCGAAUUCACGUUCACAACAUCAUCGAUUUUCAUUAUUUACACAUUCAUCACAAGAUCUAAGAUUUUCUCCAAAAGUACGAACUCAUUCAAAUCCUGCUUUAAUAAUACCAUUUCAUUGUCAAAAUUCAUCAUCGAAACAUGAACAAUUGAUUAAUUAA
Messenger RNA from Adineta steineri, 1443 nucleotides. Lineage: Eukaryota; Metazoa; Rotifera; Eurotatoria; Adinetida; Adinetidae. The record is from the annotation of a GenBank genome assembly.